AUGAGUAGAAUCUCCAAACUCGAUUGGGACACCAUCGUAGGAUUGGGAAUCAAGGAAUACAUCCCAGACACAUCGUCUGAAUGUGUGCCCGAAGAUUUCUCUUCCUCUUCAUCGUCACAACCUUCCCCUAGUUCCAUUUUGGAUCGACGAAGUAAUGCACAUGUGCUGGACCACCUUGCCGUCGGUUUCGGACCACGAUUGGACCAACAUCGUUGGGGUCAAGUGUUCAGUGUGCUCAGUUGCUUUUUUCAAUUCCGUAAUCGACGCUUGAUCUACUCGGUGCAUGGUUUGCAUCUUGAAUUACCCAAUGCCGAAUUGCAUCAAUUAACCACUUGGUGGUCGGCAGCCCAAUCCUCCUCGGUGUCCUCGUGCACUUGCUCGCAUCCCAUCGGUCACCAAUCUUCGAACACCGCUCAGAUCCAUGUUCCGUCGUUUCCCAUCCCCGAGGAUAUAUCGCAACCCCAAUCCGCAAGCGCCUGUACUGCUCCGAGCACAUGUUCUUCAACUCCACUGACGAUUGAAGGCCAACUGGAUGAAUUCACAGUAUUUGUCAUCUGUCUGAACAGAGUGGUUGUUGCUCUACGAUUGGACGCAGCUCGCUUGUCGUCUACAGUUCAGUGUCCUAUCCCAGUACAGCACUCUCACCAUGGCACCUCUUCACCCUGUUCAUCGUCCACUAACCACUUGCCCGCGGGCGAUAGUGCUUCAACGGGUUAUGCAUUGCAGCAUCAAAGCGUGAUCUGUCUGAGCUCGAUUAAAAUGACAUAUCAUCAUAGAUCGCGGAAGUCCAGUACAACCGAAUUGGAUUCGGACAAUAUGGAGCAAAUGGAUUCCGGGUACCCAGUCCAUGCGACUGAUGCACUCCAACACCAGCUGUUUUGGUUACCGGAGCUCAUCGUGAACGUCAGCAGUGCAGACAAGAUCAAUCUGGGCUCUGAGUGUGCACAGUUAUUGCCACAGGAAACAACAACAACUAUCCCCGCGUCAAAUCGGUCAUUAGCCUGGUUGAUUCGCUUUACCGCCACAAAGAGUGUGCAGGUGUUCGUGCAUUUGGCGAGCGAUGCGCAUCAGGUUGCUUUCUGUUUGAAGGCACUCUCGUUUCGAUGGGCAUUGUCCUCAUCCCUGCCCGAUCGGAAUGCGGCUGCUGUUAACGGUCGCGCAGUUCCAUCCAGCCAGAUCAAGCUGAGCUGUGAAUCGGCCCUGAUGCGUUGUGAUUCAGAAAAUAUCGCUGUGUUUAAGCAAUUCACUCUGCGACGAAGACCUCACGCUCUCCACCAUCGGACAGAUUACAAUAAAUUGGGCCUAUUGCGCAAGUGCAAUACCGCCUGGGAAUUCGAUGCCGAUCUGGUCUAUUUCACAUUUCCCUAUCGAUAUCGUUUUCUCGAGUUCUAUCAAGAGGUAAGUGGUGCCCGUUUGCUCAAAUUAAAAGAUGUGGAUAAUCGGUUGUCUGGUAGACUGGUGCUAAGCGGCAUUUAUGCGGAGAUUGCCUAA
Echinostoma caproni is the source of this 1491-nucleotide messenger RNA. NCBI's taxonomy places the organism in Eukaryota, Metazoa, Platyhelminthes, Trematoda, Plagiorchiida, Echinostomatidae. The record is from the annotation of a GenBank genome assembly.